Molecule: messenger RNA, 1616 nt
Organism: Engraulis encrasicolus (European anchovy)
Lineage: Eukaryota; Metazoa; Chordata; Actinopteri; Clupeiformes; Engraulidae
Product: carotenoid-cleaving dioxygenase, mitochondrial-like
Exons: 11
Coding region: 130-1557 (475 amino acids)
Biological process (GO): carotene catabolic process; retinal metabolic process
Cellular component (GO): mitochondrion
Molecular function (GO): carotenoid dioxygenase activity; beta-carotene 15,15'-dioxygenase activity
Source: RefSeq, a predicted model, not a curated record
GACACACCAGAGCCUUUGCAAACAGUCAUCCGUGGAACCAUUCCUCACUGGAUCAAGGGCAACCUCCUAAGGAAUGGGCCAGGGAAGUUUGAAAUCGGACAACACAAACUAAACCACUGGUUUGACGGCAUGGCUCUGCUGCACCAGUUUAAGAUUGAGGAUGGGCAGGUGAGCUACAGGAGCCGUUUCCUGUCCAGCGACUGCUACAAGGCCAACACGGAGAGCAAGCGCAUUAUGGUUUCCGAGUUUGGCACGGUGGCCAUGCCCGAUCCCUGCAAGAACUUCUUCCAGCGAUUCCUCUCACGCUUUGAACUGCCAAGUAAGAAGCAAUUCCCGACAGACAACACCAGUGUGAGUUUUGUCCAGUACAAGGGCGAUUACUACACCAGCACUGAAACUAACUUCAUGCACAAAAUCAAUCCGGAGACACUGGAGGCCACUGAAAAGGUGGACUGGAGCAAGUUCAUAGCGGUCAAUGGAGCCACGGCUCACCCACACACAGACCCAGACGGCACCACCUACAACAUGGGCAAUUCUUACACCGCAAAAGGAGCAUUUUACAACAUCAUCUGCGUGCCUCCUGAGAAACACUGCUCAGCAGACACUCUAGAGGGCGCCAAAGUAAUCUGCAGCAUCCCCUCUGCCGACAGCAAGAGGCCGUCCUAUUACCACAGCUUUGCGAUGACUGAGAACCAUGUGGUGUUCAUUGAGCAGCCCAUUAAGAUGGACCUGUUGAAAGUCGUCACCAGUAAGCUGAUGGGCAAAGCCAUCAGCGAUGCCGUCUACUGGGAUCCUACACACGACACCAUCUUUCAUAUCAUUAACAAGCACACUGGCGAGUUAAGCCAGGUCCAGUACCACACGGCACCGCUGUCCACCUUCCACCAGAUCAACGCCUUCGAGGAGGACGGCUUCCUCGUGAUGGACAUGUGCUGCUCUGAUGACGGACAGGCCAUCAACAACUACAUGGUGCACAACUUGCGCCAGUCAGGAGAGGCCCUGGACCAGGUUUACAACACAAUGUGCCGAGUGUUCCCCAGAAGAUUCGUGCUGCCUCUCCAUGUGAACAGUGAGACCCCUUGUGGAGAGAACCUGAACAGCAGGCCGCUCAGCACAGCCACAGCAAUCAAGAGUGACACCAAUCGAGUUGACUGCACACAUGAAAACCUGCACGGGGAUGAGCUUUAUGAGUAUGGCGGACUGGAGUUCCCACAGAUCAACUAUGCCAAGUACAACACCCACCCCUACCGCUACUAUUACGGAUGCGGCUUCAGGCACCUAGUGGGAGACUCACUCAUCAAGAUGGAUCUGCAAGGCAAAAAGAUGAAAGUGUGGGAGCAGCCUGGUUUCUACCCCUCUGAACCUGUCUAUGUGCCAACACCUGAUGCAACAGAGGAAGAUGAGGGGGUCAUUUUGUCAGUGGUUGUCACCCCAAAUGAGGACAAAGGCACGUUUCUGCUGGUAUUGGAUGCCAAGACGUUUGAGGAGCUGGGCAGGGCAGAGGUUCCCGUCAACAUCCCCUAUGGCUUCCACGGAACCUUCAACUCUACUGCCUAAAUGACUGGAAAUCAUCAACCACCUCUGACCUAUGCUUGGGGUUCUGAUGCAUCGGACCG